Messenger RNA from Trichoplax adhaerens, 519 nucleotides. RefSeq lists its product as uncharacterized. NCBI's taxonomy places the organism in Eukaryota, Metazoa, Placozoa, Uniplacotomia, Trichoplacea, Trichoplacidae. Bases 1 to 519 code for a protein of 172 amino acids. The transcript has a single exon. The record is from RefSeq and is a predicted model, not a curated record.
AUGGCUAGCAAAAGCAAUAGCGAAUAUGAUGACUGGUACCCGGAACUAGGCCAGAUUUUCAGCGAUUGUGCUAUUCAAAAUGACCCCAGCUCGCCAACUGUCGAAGCCUCGAAUCCUCAAAGGAACGAUUUGCCGUCUGGUUCAGUCUUGGACGACGACGAAGCCUAUCUAAAAUCGAGCAUAUACUUGCUUACAGAAUUUACUGUCGAUCAAUUGGCUGAUAAAAAUACUAAAGUACGCAAUAGAUUGCUACAGAAAAUGCCAAAGGCUGAAAGAAAGAGCGCUAAAAUGCUAAUUAGCAAAAUGCGGAGAAAGAAGAAGAGCCGUUCUUACUCAAGAAACCGAAGACGUCGGUCAUCUCAUGAAAGAACAAAUCUUCAAGACACUGUCAAAAGAUAUGAACAACUCAUAGAAAAUAUCAAUCAUACCGUGUUGAAUUAUAAUUGCGAAUCAUCGCUUCGCAUGGUGCUUGAUAUGAUUGCGAAUCAUCGUUAUGAUUUUUGGAGUAGCUUUAAUUAG